Messenger RNA from Rosa chinensis, 1313 nucleotides. Its product is annotated as vesicle-associated protein 4-2. Lineage: Eukaryota; Viridiplantae; Streptophyta; Magnoliopsida; Rosales; Rosaceae. The transcript is spliced from 7 exons. Gene Ontology annotation, cellular component: endoplasmic reticulum membrane; plasma membrane. Gene Ontology annotation, biological process: endoplasmic reticulum membrane organization. Bases 230 to 1012 code for a protein of 260 amino acids. The record is from RefSeq and is a predicted model, not a curated record.
UUUUUCCAUCCCCCAGUACGGCGUCGUUUCCUCAUUUUAGUCCAAACAGUUGCCAAAAAGUGAAGGAUUGAUUCCACAAAGGCGGAGCAUAAAGGGGUCCCGUCCUCCUUCCUCUCGGACGUGAACUCCACCGGGUCAAAAUCCAAUUGAAAUCCUCUCCCUCAGUUCCGAUUCCGACUCCCACCUCCGAAACGACGCCGCUUCGUUCCCUAAUCUAAUGCUCUGACCGAUGGCCAUAGCUGACCACAAGUCUUCGUCGUCUUCGUCUGACGGAAAAGUCUGGGGCUUCUUCAAACGGCCGUUUCGACCGUCCGGUAACGCCGCCGCCACUACGACGUCGUCUUCUUCUAUGUCGCACCACCAGCCGAACGGCGACGGAUCGAUUCCUCACGCCUCGAGUUCCGUGUCGUCGGUGGCCAGGUCGUUGCUUCCGACUCGUCGUAGACUGAAGCUCGAUCCCUGCAAUAAGCUAUAUUUUCCUUGUGAACCUGGGAAGCAGGUUAGGAGUGCCAUUAGAAUUAAAAACACAAGCAAGUCCCAUGUAGCAUUCAAGUUUCAAACGACUGCACCGAAAAGUUGUUUCAUGCGUCCUCCUGGUGCUAUUCUUAGUCCUGGUGAGAGUCUCAUAGCCACAGUGUUCAAGUUUGUGGAGGUUCCUGAGAACAAUGAAAAACUAGUGGAUCAAAAGAGCCGAGUUAAAUUUAAAAUAAUGAGCCUGAAGGUGAAGGGGCCAAUGGACUAUGUACCCGAGCUGUUUGAUGAGCAGAAGGAACAAGUAGCAAUAGAGCAGAUACUACGGGUUGUCUUUCUGGAUCCAGAGCGCUCUACCCCUGCUAUGGAAAAAUUGAAGCGCCAGUUGGCUGAUGCUGAUGCUGCGCUUGAAGCACGCAAGAAACCUCCAGAAGAUGCUGGUCCAAAGAUCAUAGGAGAAGGUCUUGUCAUAGAUGAAUGGAAGGAGCGGAGGGAAAGAUAUCUUGCUCGGCAGCAGGUUGAAGGGUUGGACUCUGCAUGAACUGGUUUUUCAUUUGUUCUGGUUGGUUGAAGUGAAAAUCAAAGUGUUUUUCAUUGUAUCAGUGUAUCAUUUGCAUUAGUACCCUCGUAUCUUUUCCCGUAAUGUGAAGGUGGUGGUUGUAUUAAAAAAUUGAUGACGACAAUCCAAUAUAUUUUAAUGUAAAAAUGAAAAAGAAAAAAAAGUUUGAAGUGUAGAGUCUCCUUUAAUUGGAGAGUACUCUGAACUUUGCUAGUCUCAGCUAUCUGUAGAUAAUGCGAUUUUGUUUGUCCAGAGGAAUAAAACUGGUCUUCGGGCAAGUGUU